UCUUCUCUACCCUACACAACAGUUUAGCACAACCUCAUCACCUCAAACAACAUCCAACCACAAUGAGGAAGCCGGACACUCCGGCGAAGAACACAACGACAACAAACAAUAACACCGGAGCCGUUAACAAGCUCCGCAAAGGAUUAUGGUCUCCGGAGGAGGAUGACAAGCUUGUGAAGUAUAUGCUUAGCAAUGGCCAAGGUUGUUGGAGUGAUGUUGCAAGGAAUGCAGGAUUGCAAAGGUGUGGCAAGAGUUGUCGUCUUCGUUGGAUCAAUUAUCUCCGGCCCGAUCUUAAGCGCGGUGCCUUUUCGCCUCAAGAAGAAGAGCUUAUCAUCCAUUUGCAUUCAGUUCUUGGCAACAGGUGGUCACAAAUUGCAGCAAGAUUACCGGGAAGGACUGACAAUGAAAUAAAGAACUUUUGGAACUCGACUAUAAAGAAGAGAUUGAAGAAUGCGUCGCCGAAUAACAGUGAGUCGCCGGAGACGAAAGAAGCGGUGAGCGGGCUUGCAACCUUAAAUGAGCAUGAAAUAAUGGCAAUGUGCAUGGAGUCAUCUACAUCAUCUUCGACCUCAUCGGUGCGUGUAAUGUAUAAUAAUGCAAGUGAUCGGUAUGAUCCCUUGCCAUUGCCUUGCUUCGGUUAUGGAAUGCCUAGUUAUGGUCCUGGUAAUUACUUCCAUGAUUCGGUCGGCGGAGGGAAUGCCGGGGUUGAGAGUGGAUUGUUUGGGAGUCAUGGGAUGGUGAUUGAAGGUGGUGGUGGUGGUCUCAUAGGAGAAGGAGAGCUCUAUGUGCCACCUCUAGAAAGUGUAAGUCUAGAAGACAAUGGCAUGACUAACAACAAUAACAAUAACAACAAUAAUAACGGUAAUGAUAAUAACAAUGAUAUGAAUAAGGUAAUUAGUGAGAAUAGUGUGGGAGGGAAUAAUAAUGGAAAUUAUUGGGAGGUUGAGAACAUGAGAAUGGGAGAGUGGGAGUUGGAUGAUUUGAUGAAAGAUGUUCCCCCUUUUGCUUUCCUUGAUUUCCAAGUUGAAUGAUUGGCCAUUAAUCCUUAUCCUUCAAUAUGUUCAUGAAUUUUUAUUUUUUUAUUUUUUUUUCUUUUCUGUUUCUUCUAUGAAUUCAACACACCGAAUAAAGUCUGUUAGACAACAAAUUUUAGUAGGUGAAACUAGUUUUUCCUUUUUCUCCUUUUUGUGAUUAUAAAGUUAUAAACCUCUCUCUCUCUCUCUCUCUCUCUCUCUCUCUCUCUCUCUCUCUUAUCUCCUCAUCCUUUUCCUAAGGUUUCCUUCCACUUGAAGUGUAGCCAUUGUACAUAUAUAUAUGUUUAUAUAUAUAUGCAUGGCAUGACAAGGAGUCUAUUGUUUUAAACUGUAAUUAGAAAUGUAAAAUGUGUACAAAAGGAAGAGUGUACAAGGAGAUCAAUGCAAGUAUGUAUUCAUGUAAGUACAAUGUAGAGAUGUGUGUGUGUGCAUACAUAAGGUGAAAGAACAAUGUCAUUUAUUUCAUGGAAAAGGAAAGGAAUGAAAUCAUGGGAGUUUGUAUGGUACCGUUAUGAACUA
This is a messenger RNA of Dioscorea cayenensis subsp. rotundata (Guinea yam), 1553 nucleotides long. Its product is annotated as transcription factor MYB46-like. The record is from RefSeq and is a predicted model, not a curated record. NCBI's taxonomy places the organism in Eukaryota, Viridiplantae, Streptophyta, Magnoliopsida, Dioscoreales, Dioscoreaceae. The transcript is spliced from 2 exons. Bases 63 to 1031 code for a protein of 322 amino acids.